Messenger RNA from Closterium sp. Naga37s-1, 4452 nucleotides. Lineage: Eukaryota; Viridiplantae; Streptophyta; Zygnematophyceae; Desmidiales; Closteriaceae. The record is from the annotation of a GenBank genome assembly.
AUGCAGGCUCUCGCCGCUCUGCACCGCUGUCCACCGCACACGCUGUUCCUCGAGGCAGGCCUGUGGAACGGUGGUAAAGGGGAGGAGGAGGCGGGGAGCGAGGGCGCGUGCAUCCCUGAGGAGGAGUUCCUGCACAAUGCACACCUGAGGAAACUCGGAGCGAGCUCCUCUGGCGAAGGCUGGGAGGGUUUUCCUGUGGAGGGCCAGGGAGACGCGGGCUCCGCGUAUCCGUCUGGCGGCCACCGGGGGGUUUCGUUGAGGGAGGUGGCGGGUGUGAGCCGGGCAGUGGGCCUUCUCAAAUCAAAACCAGCAGCAGCAGCAGCAGCCGGCGCAGGAGGGGCAGAAAUAGCAGGGGGGGCAGGGGGAGACGAAGGAGCAGGAGGAACGGGAGAGUCUAUGGGAGCAAUGAGGAGCCAGCUUGAGGUGAAUCCACAGGCAGGGGGAAGCGGGGCUUCAUCUCCAGGUGCCUCAUCGCAGGCUGCCCCAUCUUCCCCCACCCCGUCCGCUUCCCUCCCGGACCCGCAAGCCCUGGCGGAGCUGAAUGCGCUGCUGGCCUUCAAGGCGUCCGUCAUCGUGUUUAACGACCUCCUCGCCUCAUGGACCGUUCCCCGCUCCGCCUUCUCCGCCUCCUCCGCCCCAUCCGCCAACUCCGUCCCCUCCGCCUCCCCCGCCUCCUCCGCUGCCUCCCCCGACCCCUACAGCUUCCUCUGCGCCUGGCGCUUCGUUACUUGCUCCCCCGCCCGCCCAGGUGGCGCGCGGAGGGUGGUGGGGCUGAGUAUGACCAGGUUCGGCCCGGACCUGGACCAGAGGCCCGUGCUGAUGCUCACCCGCAGGUCCGUUCUGGAGGAAAAUUGGGACGGUUCAGGUGCGGCAAGUGGAGGGGGGAGCAGCGGUGACCUCGGUUCUAACCGGUUCACUGGUGGUCUUCCUGCCGACCUCUCGUCCUGCUACUUGCUUUACUCGCUCGACGUGUCGGGGAAUUUACUUUCAGGGCAGCUGUCGCCGAGCUUCUUUACGUCCCUGGCGGGGACGUCGGUGGGGGAGAUUUUCCUGGCGAACAACAGUUUCGAGGGUAAUUUACCCUCGGAAAUUGGCGAUGUUGUGACGCUGGGCGCUCUGGAUGCCAGUGGCAACCGGCUUUCUGGGAAGCUUCCGGAGCUCAAAUCCUGCACGCUCGAUACUAUCACCACCCAGCUUCGCCCCUCCCCCAUUUUCACCCUCGGCCUCGCCGGAAACCUCCUGGAAGGUCCCGUUCCGGCCGCCAUAGGAAACCUGACGUCAGCACGGACGAUUGACGUGUCAGGCAACCGCCUCUCGGGAUCCCUCCCACCGACACUUAGCCAGCUGCAGGUGCUCCGCUCGCUAAGUGUCAGUGGGAAUAACCUUUCCUCCCACCUCCCAGCAGAACUCAGCGCCCUCUCCCUACUCACCUCUCUGGACGUGAGCAGGAACGAUUUCAACGGCCCGAUUCCCCCGCAGCUAGCCUCUCCAUUCCUCCCCCGUCUCCUCUACUUAAACCUCUCUCAUAACCACUUCGUCGGUGCCAUCCCGUACGGAUUCUCCAACACUAAUACCUCUGCCACCGCCCUGGACUUCUCUUUCAACAAUCUUCUCGGUCAAAUCCCCUUCAACACCACCGGCACUCCCCUGUCUGCAUACGCGUUACAAGGCAACCUGGGACUCUGCGGAGGGUUCGGGUAUGCCUCCUGCCCAACGCCGCCCUACGAGAGCACAGGGGGGGUCUCUCCGGGAGCGAUUGCAGGGAUCGCGGUGGGCUGUGCGGCGUUUGUAGCGGCGCUGGUGGUGCUGCUGGUGCUGCUGUGGCUGUGGCUGUUUGCGCGAAGGAGAGGGCCGAGCCUGGACGGCGGCACCAUGCUGGUGUUUGAGAAGCUGGGCUUUAAGCUCACGGUGACGGACGUGGUGGAUGCGACUGAAGACUUCAGUAACAAGUUCUUGCUGGGACGAGGAGGCUUUGGCUCUGUUUACAGAGCCACACUGCAAGAUGGAAGGUCCGUCGCGAUAAAGCGCCUGGCACUAGGCAGCAGCCAGGGGCAGCGGGAGUUUGAAGCCGAGAUGAACACCCUCGGCAACGUGCGGCACCGCAACCUAGUAGUCCUGGUCGCUGCAUACCUCUCCCCGCCGCCCGCCCAAGAGCGCCUCUUAAUCUACGACUUCCUCCCAGGCGGCUCCCUAGACCAGGUCUUGGCGCGCGAAAUGGGCAAAGACUCGCCGAUGCGACGGUGGGCUGUAAGGAGGAACAUCUUAGAGGGUACAGCACGGGCCCUCAAAUACCUUCACCAGGAUUGCACCCCAGGGAUUAUCCAUAGAGAUAUGAAGCCCGCGAAUAUUCUCCUGGACGAGAAUUUAGAGGCUAAGGUGGCUGAUUUCGGGCUGGCGAGGGAGGCGGAUGCGAGCCGGACUCAUAUGAGCACGAGUGUGUUUGGGACGGUGGGGUAUUUGUCUCCGGAGUACUCGCAGAGGGGGCGGCUGUCGUUCAAGAGCGAUGUGUUCGCGUUCGGAGUGCUGGUGCUGCAGGUGAUUACUGGGAAGCUUCCGACGGACAGUGACGUGGCGGAACGAGGGCUCGCCAGCGCCCCCGGUCCUCCCUCCUGCCCAAACCCCAGCGCCCCCAGUCCUCCCUCCUGCCCAAACCCCAGCGCCCCCGGUCCUCCCUCCUGCCCAAACCCCAGCGCCCCCGGUCCUCCCUCCUGCCCAAACCCCAGCCCCCCCGGUCCUCCCUCCUGCCCAAACCCCAGCGCCCCCGGUCCUCCCUCCUGCCCAAACCCCAGCGCCCCCGGUCCUCCCUCCUGCCCAAACCCCAGCGCCCCCGGUCCUCCCUCCUGCCCAAACCCCAGCGCCCCCGGUCCUCCCUCCUGCCCAAACCCCAGCGCCCCCGGUCCUCCCUCCUGCCCAAACCCCAGCGCCCCCGGUCCUCCCUCCUGCCCAAACCCCAGCGCCCCCGGUCCUCCCUCCUGCCCAAACCCCAGCGCCCCCGGUCCUCCCUCCCUUACUCUCUCCCUUUCCCAACCCCUCACCCCCCACCCCCAUGCCUGCAGGUGGGUGGGGAUGCACACUGUGGCAUCAUUCGUGGACGACAGGAUAGACGACGCGCUGCUGUACGAGGAUGAGAUCAUGGGCGUCGUCACACUCGCCCUGCAGUGCACCCAGACUGUCCCCGCUGACCGCCCCUCCAUGCCUGAGGCUCUCGAGGUGUUGGAGAAUCUGCACGACUUUGCUAAGGGGAUCCGCAUGGGGAUAGACGCCAAGGAGGUGGAGUCGCACGUGCCUGAAGCCCUCAAGGUGCUGGAGAAUCUGCACGACUUUGCCAAGGGGAUCCGCAUGGGGAUAGACGCCAAGGAGGUGGACGUUCCACCUGCCGCAACCCCCGUUCCGCAUCCCCCCUGCCGCAUCCCCGAUUCCGCAAUCCCCGAGCCGCAUUCCCCCUUCCGCAUUCCCCCUUCCACAGUCCCCCGUCCAUAUUCCCCCUUCCCCAUUCCGCCUUCCGCAUUCCGCCAUCCGCAUUCCCCCUGCCGCAUCCCCGAUUCCGCAAUCCCCCAGCCGCAUUCCCCCUUUCGCAUUCUCCCUUCCGCAUUCCCCCUUCCGCAUUCUCCCUUCCGCAUUCCCCCUUCCGCAUUCAGCCUUCCGCAUUCCCCCUUCCGCUCCGCAUUCCCCCUUCCGCAUUCCCCCUUCCGCAUUCCCCCUUCCGCAUUACCCAGCAUCCUUCAAACUCACUCCCUCGUGCUCCCUGCCUCAUGCUCACUCCCUCGUGCUCCCCCACCCCCAUGUCCAUCUCCUGCCUCCCUUCACGCCCCAUCAGCCGCGCGACGCCUUUCACAGGGGCCUGGCGUCGGCAUUGCGUCUUCUGCACCCCUCCAACCUCCACUUCCCCCUCCAGAGCCAUACGGCAUUCGUUUCACCCCUACUAGCCCUCCCUUCCCCCUCAUCAUGCCACUAGUUUCACCCCUACUAGCCCUCCCUUCCCCCUCAUCAUGCCAUCUGCCUCCCCUCCUUUUCCCCCUUUCCCCCUCUGCUUCCCCUCUUUUCCCCUCUGCUUCCCCUCCUUUUCCCCCUUGCAUCCCCUCCUUUUCCCCCCUGCAUCCCCUCCUUUCCCCCUGCAUCCCCUCCUUUCCCCCUGCAUCCCCUCGUUUUCCCCACCAAUUCCCCUCCUUUCCUCCAUUGCUUCCCCCAAUUCUCCCACUGCUUCCCCUCCUUUCCCCCUCUGCUUCCCCUCUUUUUCCCCCCUGCAUCACCUCCUGUCCCCCCCUGCUUCCCCUCCUUUCCCCCACCAAUUCCCCUCUUUCCUCCCUUGCUUCCCCUCCUUUCCCCCUCUGCUUCCCCUCCUUCCCCCCUCCUUCCCCUCCUUUCCCCCUCUGCUUCACCUACUUCUCCCCCCUGCAUCCCCUCCUUUCUCCCCCUGCCUCGCCUGCCAUUCAUCCAUCAGGUCUGCAGUGA